AUGAAUUUUGAACUUCCAAAUGAGUUGAAGGCUCAUAUUCAAUCAAUUGAUUCCUUUAUUCAGUCCACCAUACUCCCGUUGCAACAUUCAAACGAUAACAACCGGUUCUUUGAUCAUCGCCGCGAACACGCUCGGACAGAUUGGGAUAAUGAUGGCAACCCACGUCCAGAGUGGGAAAACUUAUUGACUCAAGCUCGCGUCCUCGCUGAUGAGGCGGGAUUCUACCGAUUUGCACUUCCUAAACAAUAUGGAGGACAGGAGCAUCCUCAUACCAACUUAUGGAUGUCUGCCAUUCGGUUUCACUUGGCGUCAGUCCAUGGGGGUGGUCUGGGAUUAGCAAAUGACCUCCAGAACGAGCAUAGCAUUGUUGGCAAUUUUCCCGAUCUCCUUAUGCUUCACCAUUUCGGCAGUGAAGCACAGCGACAGACGCUGAUCCCUGCCCGACUUCGAGGGGAAUUUCGAGCAACAUUUGGCCUGACUGAGCCUGAUCAUGGCAGUGACGCAACUUUCAUGUCUACUGUUGCAAAACGCCAACGUGGCGGGUUCGAAAUCACCGGAGCGAAGAAAUGGCAGACAGGAGCCCAUCAUUGUACUCACUUUCUGAUAUUUGCGCGAACGUCAGGAAACGCAGGAUCUGCAAAGGGAAUCACAGCUUUCCUUAUCCCUCGCGACACUCCAGGAGUCAAAAUCGCUAGCUAUGAGUGGACAUUAAACAUGCCAACCGACCACGCUACCGUUGAGUUCGAUCGUGUCUGGGUACCAGAGUCAGCCGUAUUAGGUACCGUCGACCAAGGCCUCGCUAUAGCGCAGACCUUUGUGCAUGAGAAUCGUAUCCGCCAAGCAGCCAGUUCCUGUGGUGCAGCCAAGUUUUGCCUCGAGCGAAGCAUUGUGCGUGCACGCUCGCGCAAGAUCUGGGGCGAGGGUAAGAUGCUAGCGGACAACCAGGCUAUCCAGUUCCCGGUCGUGGAAUUGAUGACCCAAGUGGAGAUGUUGCGCCUUCUCAUCCUGAAAACCAGUUGUGAUAUGGAUCGCAUCGUGGCCUCAAGUAAGGCAGGAGAGACAUCGCAGCCACCAUGGGUUACCAUUGAGCGCCAACUCAGCGAUAAAGUGGCUAUGUGUAACUUUUGGGCGAACCGAUUAUGUUGCCAGGCUGCCGACCGAGCGAUUCAGAUUCAUGGCGGCGAUGGUUAUUCACGUCACUAUCCCUUCGAGCACAUCUAUCGCCAUUUCCGACGCUAUCGAAUCACUGAAGGUGCCGAGGAAAUUCAGAUGCGAAAGGUUGCGGCGUAUAUUUUUGGAUUCGCAGGGCCACGGAAGAAGGAAUUGGAAGCCACGGAACAAACAAAGGCGAAGAUAUGA
This is a messenger RNA of Penicillium subrubescens, 1359 nucleotides long. RefSeq names its product acyl-CoA dehydrogenase family protein. NCBI's taxonomy places the organism in Eukaryota, Fungi, Ascomycota, Eurotiomycetes, Eurotiales, Aspergillaceae. The record is from RefSeq and is a predicted model, not a curated record. The transcript has 3 exons. Gene Ontology annotation, biological process: fatty acid beta-oxidation using acyl-CoA dehydrogenase; butyrate catabolic process. Bases 1 to 1359 code for a protein of 452 amino acids. Gene Ontology annotation, molecular function: flavin adenine dinucleotide binding.